AUGAUCUACAAUUAUACUCAUAGUGUGAUGUAUAGGAUGAACAAAGGAAGCAUUAUCAUGCAAGUGGAAACCGAACUGCACGUAGCGCGCUUUCACCCCAAAGACCAGAGCCGCCUCCGGCGAUCUGCAUACGCUUCAUUCAACUGCUACGCUUGCUGCGUACCUGGACAGCCGGGUAAUAUGGGACCUCCUGGGCGUCCGGGUCGUCCCGGUAACCCAGGAGCUCCUGGAGUUCCUGGCGUCUCAGGACGUCCGCCACAGCAGCCCUGUGAACAAAUUACACCACCUCCGUGCCGACCAUGCCCUCCAGGACCAAUGGGAUCUCCUGGAGUGGUAGGACCCCCAGGAGAUACGGGAGCGAAUGGCCCUCCUGGACUUCCUGGGCCUGACGGCGCACCAGGUGUUCCUGGCAUACCAGGGCUACCAGGUCUUAAUGGAGCUGCAGGACAACCCGGCGCCCCCCCCGGCCUUCCAGGAGAAGAUGCACCAGGCGAGGCUUUCCGCUUCGCUGGAGAGUCCUGGACCUGCUGGAACUCCUCGGUGCCGACCAGCCUCCAGCGUGGAGUCGGACUUCAGGAAUGCCUGGGAUACAAGGUUGGCAUGAUGGGCCCUAAAGGACCUCCGGGACCUAAUGGAGAACCCGGCGAAGAUGGACGUACAGGAAUGCCUGGCCAACCAGGAAUGCCUGGAGGACCCGGAGAAAGAGGAGUUUGCCCUAAAUACUGUGCAGUCGACGGAGGCGUAUUUUUUGAAGAUGGGACACAUCGCUAG
Molecule: messenger RNA, 771 nt
Organism: Ostertagia ostertagi
Lineage: Eukaryota; Metazoa; Nematoda; Chromadorea; Rhabditida; Trichostrongylidae
Source: the annotation of a GenBank genome assembly